This is a messenger RNA of Misgurnus anguillicaudatus (oriental weatherfish), 3303 nucleotides long. Its product is annotated as zinc finger MYM-type protein 1-like. Lineage: Eukaryota; Metazoa; Chordata; Actinopteri; Cypriniformes; Cobitidae. The record is from RefSeq and is a predicted model, not a curated record. Gene Ontology annotation, molecular function: protein dimerization activity.
CCCUCUUCCUGAUUUAAUAUAUAUAUAUCCCGGAUAAAUAUUAAAAAAUGUUUCUCUACGCAGAACAAUAAUAAAGAAUAAUAUUUUUCGACAUAAAAAAUAUAUAAACAUAAAAAUCACUGCGAUGCACUGUGACGCGUGAACGUCGCUGCGUCAUUGCGUUCAAGGCGCUGUUGUGAGGCCGCUAGAGCUGCUACGCCAAAGCUAGCUUCAAGCGGAAAAUGGAUCGCUUUGUCAUACCUCACAAAAAAAUGAGAGCAGACGGAAAUUUAAGGACUGAAAAUAUACCCGUUGUCGUGGAUGAACAGCCGUGCUUGCUUAUAGAAACAGAGGACAACGAGGAAUUGGAGGAGGAGCAACUCGCAGCCUCCGAGGCGGGGGCGACAGGUGAACAGAUAGAAAACAAUGGCGCCUCAUCGAGCUCUACAGCGGGCACGGAUGGUGAGAAUCCUGGUGGCGGAGUGGAUUUAACGGGGGAUUUAAGCCAUGGCCCAGCCGAGAAACCAAGACAACCUCAACUUAAAGCAUACCCGCGUCGUUCUUUUGGAUCGCAGGGGCAGCUAGCAUCCAGGAGUUUUAGUUACUCGUGGUUCAAACAGUACCAGUGGCUUGAAUAUUCUGUCUCAAAAGACGCGGCUUUUUGUUUUGCGUGUCGUCAUUUUUUUCACAGUGUGCAUGGAUCUGGUGGUCACUCAGAAAAGUGCUUCACCCAGGAAGGGUUUAAAAACUGGAGAAAAGGAGGAGAGAAACUGGCGCAACAUAACGCCAGCGCUUCUCACAAAGUGGCAAUGGAAGGGUGGUGUGAAUUUAAGGAGAGAGAGAAAAACGGAUCAAGGAUUUUGACGCAACUCCAUGACGAUGGGCAUAAGAAAAUUGUUAAAGAAAACAGGAUCUACAUGCGAGCAGUUGUUGAGUCACUGCGCUUUACAGCUUGUCAAACCAUUGGUCAGAGAGGCCACCGAGAGGAUGAACAGUCCACCAACAGAGGUAAUUUCCUUGAAAUGUUACAUCUGCUGGGGAAGUUUGAUAGCACUGUAUCCAAAAAAUUAUCAAGUGGGCCAGGUAAUGCAAAAUAUGUCCAUCAUGACAUUCAGAACGAGUUAAUUGAUAUAAUGGCCUGCAUUUUGAGAGAACAGGUUAGUAACGAAGUUAAACUAGGAGAGCACUUUACUUUAAUGGUGGAUGAAACAAAAGAUGUGAGCAAAAAAGAGCAGAUAUCUAUUGUUCUGCGCUACAUACACAAUGAUGACAUUUAUGAAGAGUUUCUUGAUUUUGUUCCUGCUGAUGGUUUGGAUGCAGAGUCUUUACUUGUGACAGUGAAAGGGGCAUUGGCUAAAUUCAAUAUAGACAAAAAUGCAUGCGUUGGACAAUGUUACGACGGGGCAUCUGUCAUGUCUGGCUGCAACAACGGUGUUCAGGAAAAAUUUCGCAGAGAAGUCCCACAUGCAGUGUACAUCCACUGCCAUGCACACAGAUUAAACUUGGUUUUAGUUGACUGUGUCCAUAAUGUAAAACCAGUUGCUGACUGCUUUGCCACAGUUCAGCUACUUUACAACUUUUUUUCUGGUUCAGUAACUCACAAAGUGUUCAUGCAGAAACAAACAGAACUUGAGCCCACUAAAAGAGCUGUGGAAUUAAAACGUCUGUCAGAUACCAGAUGGGCAUGCCAGUACUAUAGUCUUUGGGCAAUAAAGCAAACCCUCCCUAGCAUCUUAGCCACACUUGAGGAAGUCACCAAUCAAACAAAUAGCCAUAGAGCCAUUGAGGCUAGAUCACUAAAUGGCUUGAUUGAUGCACAGUUUGUUUUGCAAAUCUACAUGCUGGAGAACAUAUUUGGGCUCACAAAAACUUUAUCUGACCAACUACAGGCCACAGAUUUAGAUUUGGCAUCCGCCAUUGAUCUGGUCCUUGUACUGGUUGACACACUCAAAGAAAAACGCAAAGGUGAAACUUGGACCCAUUUGUGGCAGGGUGCAAAUGACAUGUGUGAGAGAGUGGGCAUUGACAUGCAGCACCAACAGGCAAAAAGAAAAAUAAUACAGCCCUCCCACCUGCAGCAGUUUCAUGUCAGCAAUAGCAACACAAGGAAAAAGAUACUGCAAACACCAGAAGACUACAAAAUCCACUGUUUUUUCCCAGUACUUGACCGUUUAAUCAGUGAAUUGAAUAGGCGCUUCUCUGCUGACAGUUGCCACGUUAUGAAAGGAGUUGCAGCUAUUAAUCCCAAACACAAGACCUUCCUGCACCAAGAUGCCCUUCAACCCAUGGCUAGGCACUAUGGCAUAUUAGAAGACAACCUUUCAGCAGAGCUACAUCAACUAAAACGACUCAUUGACAGAAAAAAACAAAAUGGGGUCUCUCUCAACAGCACCCAUGACUUGCUGAUUCUAUUAAGACCAUACAAGGAGGCUUUCAUUGAUUUAUACAAACUUGUGUGCAUCUCCAUGACACUGCCUGUAUCAACAGCUGCUUGUGAGAGGAGCUUUUCUUGCUUACGGCGUUUAAAAACCUACCUCAGAAACAAAAGUGGCGAUGUCCGAACCAGCAAUCUUGCUGUGCUGGCAAUCAGCUCACGAAGAACAAAAGAGAUUGAUGUAGAUGUUGUUAUUGAUCGCUUUGCAGCCAAUCAUAACAACAGGCGAAUUGUUCUCUUUUAAGUGGAAAUCACACAUGUGGAGAAUGGAUUGAAGACAGGAGGAGACUGGAGACUUAAGAGGAGCAGAGAAAAUGAGGAAACUGGACAAAAGAGCAGUCAAUAUUGUAAAUCACACCUGUGGAGACUGAAGAGAGGAGAGAAGAUGAGAGGAUGACACUGGAGAGUAAUAGGAGUAAAUUACACACAGCAAAAAAAUGACUUUUUUACUUAGUGUUUUUGUCUUGUUUUCAGUAAAAAAUAUCUUAAAAUUCUUAAAUUAAAAAUGUAUUUUCAUGAUGAGUAAAAUGACCUAAGAAAAUAGUUUUCUAAUUUUUACUGAAAACAAGACAAAAUUAUUAAGUAAGAAAGUCAUUUCUUCAACUGAACAGAAGUAGGGCAAUCAAAAGAGAGUAUGAGAAUAGAUACUAUUUUGUUUUCUGUCAUGGGUAUGGCUAUGGCAGUUAUAGUUUGAGCGCAUUGUUUGUUAACUGGAAUUGAUUAAUUAAUAAAAACAAAGUGGUUCAUAUGCUGUGUUGUUUUUGUUGUUAAGUAGCAGUAAUAUGCCAUUAUUAGCCUUGUCCACUGUAUUUUUUGUUGGUUUUCAUGAGACCCCCCUUGAAAUGACUAGGACCCCCCAUUGCCCCCCCAAUCAAAAUUGUCUGGAGCCG